UGUUAGCACGAUCGCCUAGAAAUGCGAAAACUCGUAACUUCUAGUCCGACAAAGCCAAGACGUACUACUUUGCGAAUUCGGGCGAUUGCCGCGCAAGGGUGGCGAAAUCAACGUCAUCCUUGUAGAUAUUAUUGCGAGCUGCCCUCAUUGUGCUGCAUGAGAUCUGGCUGGUAUAUCGCUUUUGAAAGCUUUGGUAUAUGUUGAAGAUAGGACUCAAAAACAACGAUUGGAAGGUACUAAUUUUGAAUGAUUAUGGGUGGGGCGUACCGGCGAUGUUUGAGACACGAAGGAAGGGUUCACCUAUCAGCAAAGGAAACGGGGAUUGCGAUUCAAACGCACUAUUUUAGUGUUUGCAGAGUGGAUUCACAAUAUCAGGUGAUUCCCGCGAUCUCAAGUCCAAAGGAAUCUAAUUUGGUCAAGUCUAAAUAAAACGUGAUGUCAUGGGGUCCCUGCGCAUACGUACCCCUCGGUCGUCGUUUGAUGAAAAAGAAACCCACUUUUCAGGAACAACAACCCCUCUCCACCUUGGCUCGUUCUUUUCAAUUCAAUUCCUCAGGGUAGAGUGUCGCCAUGGACAAGUUCAAAGAGAAGAUCCAGCACCUGGAGGGUUCUCUGAAAGACACCCACAUUGUAGAGGAGGCCCACCACUUCAAGCAUAAGGUUGGCAAAUUUUUCAACAUUGUCAACCCUAACCAUCGCCAUGACGAAGAACACGAACAAGAAACCGAUAGAAAGAGAACGGCAAUCGCCGAGGCCCAUCGCUUCGGAUCAUUUGCUCCAAUUCGGGAGGGCAACAAGGUUAAGUGGUAUGUCGAUGCGCUAGACUAUCUGUGGGCCGUUUCGAUCGCUCUCGAAAACGCGAAGGAAGUCAUCUAUAUCGAAGACUGGUGGCUGUCACCGGAGCUAUUUCUGCGUAGGCCUGCAUACCAGACGCAGGAAUGGCGACUGGAUCAGGUGCUUAAGCGCCGCGCAGAAGCAGGAGUGAAGAUCUAUGUGAUUGUAUACAAAGAGGUUAACCAAGCACUGACUUGCAACUCGGCCCAUACGAAACAUGCCUUGCGCAACCUCUGUCCGGAGGGAACACCCGGCUAUGGAAAUAUCAAGAUCUUGCGUCAUCCGGAUCACAACAUCUUUGAGAAUGCAGCCGACAUGACAUUGUACUGGGCCCAUCACGAGAAGUUCAUUGUGAUUGACUAUGCUUUGGCUUUCAUUGGAGGCAUCGACCUUUGUUUUGGCAGAUGGGAUGCUAAUCAGCAUCCUCUGGCUGACGUUCAUCCAUCAAAUAUGAAGGAUGAGGUCUUCCCGGGACAGGACUUCAAUAAUAAUCGUAUCAUGGAUUUCCAAAGUGUGGCUUCGUGGCAAGCAAACGAGCUCAGCAAGGCGGAAUAUGGCCGGAUGCCCUGGCACGAUGUGGCCAUGGGACUCAUCGGAGACUGUGUGUAUGAUAUUGCGGAGCACUUUGUCCUGCGAUGGAAUUUCAUCAAGCGCGAUAAGUACAAGCGUGACAAAAAUGUUGACUGGCUCAUGCUGGAGGGCCGUCUCGGCGAAGACGAAGACCUUGUCGCUGUACAGCGUCCCAAGUACCCUUGCGGUGAUUACAUUCAGCACCCUUACUCACCUCUGGACACGAAGCCUCGUGGCGCCCAGGGGUUCGCGCGGGCACAGAUUGUGCGCAGCAGCGCCGACUGGAGUAGUGGCAUCCUGACUGAACACAGCAUUCAGAACGCGUACAAGGAGAUCAUCAGCAAGGCUGAACACUUUGUCUACAUUGAAAAUCAAUUCUUCAUUACUGCCACCGGAGAUCAGCAAAAGCCUAUACUCAAUACGAUUGGGCGAUCCAUUGUUGAUGCUUGUGUCCGCGCAAGCAAAGAAGGGAGGAAGUUCCGUGUGAUCAUCGUGAUCCCAGCAAUCCCUGGAUUUGCUGGGGAUCUUAGACAGACUGAGGCGACAGGAACACGGGCGAUCAUGGAUUACCAAUACAAGUCUAUCAAUCGUGGCGAACACUCGAUCUUUGGCCAGAUUGCGAAGGAAGGCAUCGAUCCCAAACAACAUGUCUUUGUUUUCAAUCUACGUGCAUAUGAUCGCAUCAACAAAACUCCGGCUCUAGAAGCACUAGAGAAUGAAGCGGGAGUGACAUAUAACGACAUCCAACGUGGAAUUGCGGAGUCCAUCAUGAGUGACAGUGUCCAUCCCUCUAUUGGUAAAGAGGGUGAUAAGGGCGAAGUCAGCUACGAUGAUGCGCAGAAAGAAAGAGAAGAGCGGCUGGCAAGAUUGCGACGAUAUGAGGAGCAGGCUGAGCGCCACAGUGCCGAAUACAAAGCCUCCAGCAAGGAUACAGUUGCCCACACAACUAUGCUAAACGGUGGCAGGAUGUCCGAUGAGCCUUGGGAGGGUGACGCUGAGUCUGAAAAGGAAAACUUUGUUCAAGAAGAGCUGUACGUACACGGCAAGGUCUGCAUCGUGGAUGAUAGAAUUGCUAUCUGCGGCAGUGCGAAUAUCAACGAUCGGUCACAACUCGGAUUCCAUGAUAGCGAACUGGCUAUCGUUGUGGAGGACCAAGACUUCAUCGACAGCACGAUGGAUGGUAGACCAUACAAGGCAGGUCGUUUGGCCGCCACACUCCGGCGGCAGCUUUGGCGAGAGCACCUUGGGCUACUCCCAGCACAGCAAUAUGACGCUUCCCAAAGCGCCAAUGCGCAACCCCCAUAUGUCUGCAUGAACCAGGUCCUCGAGGGGCCUGAGAACGACUUCGUCACGGAUCCCAUGAGUGAGCCACUUUGGGAGAUGUGGACCGGACGGGCCACCACCAACACCGAAAUUUAUCGAAUGCUCUUCCGCGCCGAUCCGGACGACAACAUCAAGAACUUCGAAGAUUACGAGAAUUUCAGACCCCGCGGUAAGCAGAAGCAGGGACACUUGUUUGACCCGUACCAGCCGGUCAAGGAUGUCCGGGAAAAAUUGGAUAAGAUUAAGGGUCAUUUGGUUUGGAUGCCACUUGACUUCUUGAAGGACGCUGAAAUGGCGGAGCCUGGAUUACAGGUGAACCAAAUCACAGAGGUAGGUGUCCGACUGAUGUUAAUGAGAGAUUUACUAAGUCAAGGACUACAUAACGACAUAGACAUGUCCACUCACCUCAAUUCCAGCAAAAGUAAGAUAACUUAUAUAACUUAGGUCUUUGAAAUAGCACGUGAUGCCUUAAGUGAUCUAGUUGACUUUAUGAGAGCAUUCCGCAAUGUAUAACUCCCGGAGCUAGACCACAGCUUAGCAUCA
Aspergillus alliaceus is the source of this 3270-nucleotide messenger RNA. RefSeq names its product putative phospholipase PldA (gene pldA). The transcript has 8 exons. Gene Ontology annotation, molecular function: D-type glycerophospholipase activity. The record is from RefSeq and is a predicted model, not a curated record. Gene Ontology annotation, biological process: phosphatidic acid biosynthetic process; cell motility; intracellular signal transduction. NCBI's taxonomy places the organism in Eukaryota, Fungi, Ascomycota, Eurotiomycetes, Eurotiales, Aspergillaceae. The coding region runs from base 571 to 3171 and encodes 866 amino acids.